ACACCAAUGUCACCACCAUAUCAAUGCGCUGGCCAUACAGGAGAGGCAUCAACUACAUACUGAAACAGUGCAGGACUUAAAGGAACGUCGUUCAUUCCAAUUCUUGUCCACAUACAACCGGUCCACCUACACGGCCUCCACCUCCGUGGUCUGGCUUGGGGAUGCUCCAUCUCCCCGCCUAGUCGACAUCACCCGAACACAGCAAGCCUCCUCUUUGUUUAGAACCUCGACCACGAACAUGGACUACUCCGCCAUUCCCACGGAAGCGGAUGCUCUUCACGGAUCGUCUCCUUGGGGCUCCUCAUCUCCGCGCGCCGACAGGACCUAUCCCGCAGCCACCGGUCCCCCAGAUUCCCCCGUCCCUCGAGGACAUUCAUACGGUCAAUCACAAGAUAGUCUACCAAGCACUCCGUAUCUGGCAGCACCUGGUGCAGACAGCCCCACAGAGACAUCACAGCAAGUAGAAGGUGAACAUAUCCCGGGGGCGCACGAAGGGGAGGAGCAUGCUCGCGAGGAUGGGCAGGCGCCAAUAUCAGGUCAACAAUAUACCGGUCAAGCUCAGCAGCGCCCUCAAGCUGCCAGAUACCACAGCACGAAACCACAGAGGCCUGUACCGCAGUACAGGUUGCAGGCCAAGGUCACAGCUCUAGAAAGAACUGGGCGGAAGGAUCCAGUCAUUCGCUUUGAUGUUUAUACCAAUCUCCCCAAGUUCCGAACAACUCAGUUCCGAGAUGUCCGCCGAACACAUUCUGAAUUCGUGAAGCUUGCCGACCACCUAAUAUCUGCGAACCCUGAAGCGCUCGUUCCUGCGGUACCUCCCAGUAUCACAUCCGCUGGUGCUGGAACCGACGAGGACGAAGUCCGUGUCAAGAAUUCCAUACAGAGAUGGCUGAACUCCGUCUGCAUCAACGACGUGCUGAUGCGCGAUGAAGAGAUGGUUUUCUUUGUGGAGAGUGAUUUUGGAUACUCGCCUGUGGUAAGAAUGAAGCAGCCAGCCACUGGGGUGAGACGGAAGGUCCUGAAACAAUUCGCACCUCCACCCGACGAUACACCCGAGCUGCACGAGGCCCGGCCCGUGGUGAAGAUGUUCUACUUGGGUUCUCUGGAUACAAGUCAGAAGCUCGAGAAGGUCGUGAAAGCCAGAAGAGCCCUCGGUCUUGCCGAGUCCUCCUUGGGCGAGAAAUUGACGCUGAUGCACGUACAAGAAACGCACUCCGGUCUUUCCACGGCCUACCGUAAACUCGGCCGCAUCAUUCAGACGUGCGGCGACUAUCACGCGGCGCAAGGAACCGCUGAAGCCACCACCCUCGGCGACUCGCUGACCUACCAUUCCAACGACGCAUUCAUCGUCAAAGAAACACUCACCAACCGACAUAUCCUGCUGCGCGAGCUCGUCCAAGCCGAAGCAGGCCGACGCAGCAAAGAAAGCGCGGUGCAACGCCUCAAAAGCAGUUCCAAUGUCCGACGCGACAAGGUGGACGAGGCGAUAUCCUCGCUUGAUGAAGCUGUCAGCCAAGAGAAUUACCUCCGGGCCAAGACCCAGCGGGUCACGUCGAAUCUGCUGCUCGAGAAGCGCAGAUGGUUCGACCGGACUACCAACGACUUCAUGUUUUCGCUGAGAGAAUAUGUGCUGCGCCAAAUUGAGGCGGAGCGUAGGACUCUGGCCACACUGGAGUCCGUCAGGCCUGAUGUGCGCGCGAUCGAUGCUACAGGUGGUCUAAGCAGACUCGGACGAGAGAAUCAUCCUGUGGUGAGGAGAGUCAGUCAGGCCAGCAGCCAGGGUGCCAAGGGCGAUGCAUGGAGUGGUGUGCCACGGAGCAGGGACGCCAUGACUCGCAGUCUGAGUGGAAGUUUUGGGCCGGGAACUAUACCUGAGGUGGAGGAGAAUGGUACUGGCUCUGAGGCCGGGACAAAUGGUAGGCCUAGAAGCGGCACUGCUGCCAGUUUGGAUCGUGUCAAGGAAGACGAGGAUGAUGAUCGUGUCGAUGCUAGGAAUGCGGCAAGUCGGCUGGCUCAAAGCACGUUUUAAUCACAAUAAGUGCACGAAUGGUAGAAGCGAAGACCAUAUCAAAGCAAUUAGCAUUAUUCAGUCUGUUUUUUAUCCAAGCUCCCCCGAAUUGUCAGCCUAUAAGCUGUCUGCAAUGUAGCCAGCCUGGAAAGUUCCCACAGUGUUCAAGUGCUUUUUGUAUGUUGGAUCUGUUUGCUUUUGGUUGGGGACAUUAAGGCAAAACAAGGAGAGAACACAC
Messenger RNA from Exophiala viscosa, 2246 nucleotides. RefSeq lists its product as uncharacterized. NCBI's taxonomy places the organism in Eukaryota, Fungi, Ascomycota, Eurotiomycetes, Chaetothyriales, Herpotrichiellaceae. The transcript has 3 exons. Gene Ontology annotation, molecular function: phosphatidylinositol-3-phosphate binding. Gene Ontology annotation, biological process: retrograde transport, endosome to Golgi; intracellular protein transport. Bases 239 to 2029 code for a protein of 596 amino acids. Gene Ontology annotation, cellular component: retromer complex; retromer, tubulation complex; endosome. The record is from RefSeq and is a predicted model, not a curated record.